Messenger RNA from Schizosaccharomyces japonicus yFS275, 1437 nucleotides. RefSeq lists its product as hypothetical. The transcript has 2 exons. NCBI's taxonomy places the organism in Eukaryota, Fungi, Ascomycota, Schizosaccharomycetes, Schizosaccharomycetales, Schizosaccharomycetaceae. The record is from RefSeq and is a predicted model, not a curated record. Bases 17 to 946 code for a protein of 309 amino acids.
GGGAGAGCGAGAGGAUAUGGCAGAGAAAACGCUGAAAUCGCGAAUCCAACAGCUGGAGAAGCUUCCCCUACGCCAGAAUCCGCUGAUUAUGCGUGGUGUAUCAGCCAUCAGUAUUCAGAAUCCACGACCCUUGGAGGCGGCGUUCGAGGAGACUGAGGUGAGGCCAUUCAGUGCACCACGCCUUGCUCUCCCAGGCCUGACACACCCAAGAACGCGUCCUGAAAGUGCUCCUCCUGUUAUGAACAACAGCGAAAACGACAACACCAUGAGCCAAGCAACACGACCACUGACGCAUGUGACCAAGGGACGCGCUCAUCCUCGGAAAAAACGUCCACUCAAGCGAACGGAGACUACGUCAUCAGCCAGCGACUCGGCGAAACCGACCACUACCGAGAAGGCGGCAGAUGCGAACGACAGUCGCAACAACGAUGACGUGGCAGCAGAGUCCGGGGCGAUUGGGUCUGAGAAACUCGAACAGACUGAGACUGCCAAGAGUGAGGCCGAGGCCGAAACUGAGCGACCAGUUCAGUAUUCCGCGCCUUCGCCGAGGCUGCCAGUAUCGGGGCUCGACGACGACAGCACACUGCCACAAAAGGGCCGCGUUGCAUCUUCUCCAUUUUUGGCUCUGGAGCAUGCUGCUGCUGUUGUCGCCGCAACCAUCGCCGCCCCCACAAAUCCCACCUCGGUAACCAGCGCAUCCCACGGGUUUAUCUCAUCUGCCGAUAGAGACGAUGCGGACAAAACAAGCAGCAACGACCGUCCGGAUACGGAUGCGCAGCAGCGAAGAGGCCGAGUCUCGACGCGUCCUUUUUCGGCAAUUCAAUUGCCUGAAUUACAACGCUUCUCGGGACCAAGUCUUGCAUGCAGUCAGGCGCUUCUUCAGCGGUGGACGAAAGAACGCGACGCAGAAGCAAAGCGCCUCGCUUCUGGCAGCGCUCGGACUUGAGUGCGACCUACUGUACGCUAUAACUGUGCACGUGUACCGAGGCGUUUCUUCCACGUGUACAUGUGUCAUACACGCACACACACUCCUGUGUUCCCCCUUGCAUCUGAUGUCAUGACCUCAUCUCAGUAGUGUCAAACUCCGUGUCUGGCCCCCCAUUCGGCAAAUGCAGCCUCAACAUUCCACGUUUGACCCCGCAAAUCCUCUCGGGGCGAUCUAACGUCACCGGUUACGCAUUAACUGCCGCACGUUCCCCCGCACAGCUGAUUCAUCAGCAAACCAUGCGACCGAACUCUAUAUUGCCGACAGGUUAAGAUUGGCUGAUCGGCACUUAGGCAUUUUUCCGUAUCUGGGGAACUACCGUCGCAGCAAAUCGCAUCUAAUGUAAUUGCCGAGCAGAUCUUAGACCUUGUCGCCAGGGCGAAGGCGACUGAGAUGACGAUGAGUACAUGCGAUGAUGGGUGGUGGAUUGCACGCCUUGGAUGUCUUGUAUG